AUGCGAACGCAAGGGACGAGCUCAGAAGACCAGAUUCGCAACCACAUCUAUAACAAUUUUCUGGCUCCCGAUCCCAAUCGACCUCGUCUUUUGAGGAGCUUAGUGGCUCCUCCUUACGUCCGCGUGACAUUCAACCUAGACUGGGACCCGCUUCAGUUCAUUCUCCAACAAGACUAUCCACUGCCCCCAGAAGAAGCAUUCGGACAGAUCAUAUGCCUGACUGGCACAUGGCAGGAGGCACAAGUUUCCACUAUUGCGGAAUAUAUGUCAGAAAUGUGGCCCAUCACGAGUAAAGGGUUGUUAACCGCGGUAAAGCAACAUCUUGCUGAUCCAACAACAGUAUCCACAUGUACUAUAUUGCACAACCAGACGAUUCAAUUACGAAAUUGGUCGUUGGUGGAGGCACAAGGCCCUCUAGGCUUCGUGGCUGAAAUUGGCGAACAGCUUGGCUGGCUCUCAUCGGCUAUGCGGUCCAACCCGUUAUCAAAGGGGGUAGUUGCCUGCUCUCCAAGCAUCAAGACGGUACAAAUAGCCGAGGCAGGGUUUCAACAUGACAAAUCCCUCGCUGCUCACUUUAACAUUCACUCAGACAUAUCAGUCAAUCAGGACAUAAGCUCGGCAGACCGCGGAUUCUGCUGGGCAAACCUUUUCGAAACCCUAUCUUAG
Parascedosporium putredinis is the source of this 666-nucleotide messenger RNA. NCBI's taxonomy places the organism in Eukaryota, Fungi, Ascomycota, Sordariomycetes, Microascales, Microascaceae. The record is from the annotation of a GenBank genome assembly.